Messenger RNA from Culicoides brevitarsis, 2502 nucleotides. RefSeq lists its product as uncharacterized. The coding region runs from base 826 to 2151 and encodes 441 amino acids. The record is from RefSeq and is a predicted model, not a curated record. The transcript has a single exon. Gene Ontology annotation, cellular component: membrane. NCBI's taxonomy places the organism in Eukaryota, Metazoa, Arthropoda, Insecta, Diptera, Ceratopogonidae.
CAAUCUCCACGAUCAGAAUAAAUUGACAACGCUUCGAGAGUAGGUCAUGGUCAGAAUGAGAUUCACCUGUGGUGUGUUCAUUUUUUAUUUCAUUUCGUUUCAUUCAUAAAAUCAACACAGCAAUUUAAAGGCCAUGUUAAGUAAUCAUCAAUAAUGGUUUUUUAUAUUUUUUUUUACUGAAUUUGGUCAUCAUCAUCAUCAUCGUGAAAAGAUUAGAAGCGGUUUCUUGUGAAUAUUUGGCUUGAUUAGAUACGAUGUACUUCCGAUUGUCGUUGUGGCGCCUUGUUGUAUAAAAGUUUUGGAUCGCAGCCAGUUAUGAAUGAAACUCCUUGUUUCAUAUAUGUUCAACAGCAUCGCGCGCGCAUCCACAAUGGUUAGGAAACAACGCGAAAAUUGUUGUACCUUCCAUUCAUUCACAAAUUCUUUAUAUUGGCUCAUUCCCGAAAGGAUGUUUUUCAACUUCGGGUACUUUUUGACCCGUUCUGUGGUGUCCAAGUCGAUGGUUUGACGCAACCUGCCACCAUUUGCGUCGCAAUAUAGCUAAAAAUAGAUCCUUUGUGGUGCGCCUGUGCAACAUUUUCAUUAAUAAAGAAAACGUUGGAGCCAGCUAGAAUUGUUCAUUUCGCGUUAUGUUCAGUCAGAGUGUAGCUUGACACUGGACGAGACAUUUUCACAUUGCUCGCGCGUGUUUCCAUACAAAGACAAGUGAGACAUAAUUCCAAGAUUAUUGAUUUUUUUCGUCGCACACAAAAAAGUUGUAGCCAGCAGUUGCGAGAAAAAUGAUAAAAACACAACAUAUGGUGGUCUAAAUAGCUUGGAAAAACGAUGUAUUUAAUAUUUUUCAUUGGUUUGUGGUGUGGCGUGUGGCAAAAUGGUGAUGUGCUCGCGGAAUUUCCAGGUAUGCGAAAGCCACCUACGAGCGUCGAGUAUCCCGGAUAUCGCAAGGUUCCCUUAACUUGGUCUCAAUCCGACAUUGAAAAGGAUGCCAAUUUGGAACUUUUCAACCGUAUUCGACAACUAAACGCUCGGAUUCGUGUUUUGGAACAACUGCGACAAUUUGAGCGAAAUGAACAAAUCGAAGAAGAUCCAAAUGUGUCAUAUGGAACAAUACCUGAAGAACCGAAGCCCGAAGAAAUUGAGGAAAUUGCCGAUGUUUCAGACUACAUGACAAACUUGGAUGUUCCUGUAUCAAAGGAAAAUCCCAUUAAACUCAUGGGCACGGAAUUUGCAUAUACACCGCAAGAUCCCCGUUACUACUAUAGCGGUGAAAAAUUCCGACUACGUCAGAAUAUGAUACCAGCGCAACAGUUUGACAACGCGGAAUAUGACGCUGCGACAAAUGAAGAAGAGGAAAUUCCAUCGACGAAAAUUUUGAAGCAACCUGAGACAAAACAACCUGAAGUCGUUCCAACGUUCAAUGUCAAAGGUCCAAUAAUCCCAAAUCCAAAGUUACAAAAAACCGCUAAACAGGGCACAAAUAAAGACAAUAACAAUAACGAGACUGACAAAGUAGCAGCAGCAGCAGCAGCUGGAACAGAUCAAAAGAGUAAUGUGGUGCAAAAGCAGCCAAUUAAUCUCGACGAUGGAAUUGGAAUUUACGUUGUUGCAAUGAUAGCGGGUGUAAGUGCUGCCCUCACAGUUGCCGUAAUCGCCGUGGGCCUCGGAUGGUAUACCUUACGUCAAAAGAUCAAGGCAGCUGCAGAUUUGGACUAUCCAGCGUAUGGAGUAACGGGACCAAAUAAGGAUCUUCUCUACCCAUCAGGCGACAAGAAAUUUGCACAAAGUGUCGACAUGUAUCACUAUCAACAGCAAAAACAGAAAAAGAAUUCGCUCGAGAACAAAUCGAAUGGCGAAACAAAUGACGGCUUUUCAGACCUUGAUGGCGAAUUCGAUAUGGAUGACGGCGAUUACACAGUUUAUGAGUGUCCCGGAUUCGCUCCUACCGGCGAAAUGGAGGUCAAAAAUCCACUAUUUGCUGACGAACCAAUUACCGUAGCGACAAAACAUCAACCGGAAACUAUCACGACGGAAGAUUUCGUGGUCACAGAUGAAAAGCAGCAUUCACCGAACAACAAUAAGCAAAAUGAGAAACGCAGAUCACCAAAGAACAUAUCACCGAACAAAGAUAAAGCGACGUCAAAGAAAAAGUAAAGUUGGGAAUUGAACUUCAAUUAAAAUCAUAAAAAAAUACAUAUUCAAUAUUAUAAAUGGCUAAAAACAACAAAACUGAUAUUCUGUAAACAUCGCGACACUCCUCUCAUGUACACUCUCUCUUUAGCAAACUUUUUUCUAAAACCAGCCAAAUCUUUUUUAAAAUCGGUGUAAUAUAAAUAAUUAACAAAUAAUCUCUUGAAUUAUAAAUGUUUCAUAAAACAAAAAAAAAUAUAUGAAAACUGUAACAAUACAAAAUGUAAACAAAAGGACUUCUUUAUAUGACAAAAAAUAAGGGAAAAUGUCUAGCAUGACUCUCGUAAUUUAUUUAAAGACUAAUCUCUAUACUAU